Sceloporus undulatus (fence lizard) is the source of this 7585-nucleotide messenger RNA. RefSeq names its product zinc finger and BTB domain containing 24 (gene ZBTB24). Gene Ontology annotation, biological process: regulation of transcription by RNA polymerase II. NCBI's taxonomy places the organism in Eukaryota, Metazoa, Chordata, Lepidosauria, Squamata, Phrynosomatidae. Gene Ontology annotation, cellular component: nucleus. The coding region runs from base 664 to 3003 and encodes 779 amino acids. The record is from RefSeq and is a predicted model, not a curated record. The transcript has 7 exons. Gene Ontology annotation, molecular function: protein binding; DNA-binding transcription factor activity, RNA polymerase II-specific; RNA polymerase II cis-regulatory region sequence-specific DNA binding.
UUGUCAGGGAGAGGGAUGGCUGGAGUGGAGGGCUCUUCCCUGGGGCUCAGGGCCUCCCAUGGACCCAGGGCGGCCCUAGCAAUGACAGGGCUCCGGGAUUAACCCAGUUUGAGGCUGCUUUGACUGCCUUGGCUCAGGGCUGGGGAAUCCUGGGAAGUGUGGCUGCAUCCACAAGGGAGAGAUAAACCGGUUUGGCACCGCUUUAACUCUUUUCCUGGCUAUGGAAUUCUGGGAGUUGGAGUUUGUUGUGGCCAACCUGGGUGGAUUUCUUAGCAAUUAUUGGGAGGAAGGAGGUAGAAUUCCAUAGCGUUGAGCCAGAAAGAGAGUUAAAGUGGGUUAUUUCUCCAGUGUGGAUGCAGCCAUGCUUCCCAGGAUUCCCUAGCACUGAGCCAGGUCAGUCAAAGCAGUCCCAAACUGGGUUAAUCCUGCACCCUAGAAAUGUCAACCCACGCUUCUCAGCCCUGCUCACAAUGGAGGGCCUUUUGGAUGCAGGCUGAAAUGUAGGACAGGUCCUGGGAAAGGAGGACACCUAGCCACCUGCUCAGAGAGAGUUCUGGUGCCUCCAAAAACACAAAAAGUCUACAUAACCCAGGAUUAUUUAUGCAGUGACGAAGUUGCAUCCACACUGCCAAAAUAACCCAUUUCCACGCCGCUUUAACUGCCAUGGCUCCAUGCUAUGGACCUGGCCAACCUGGAUGGAGGAAGGAGGCAGGGACAGUAGGAGGACUCAGUGAAAGUCACUUGCAUUUGGGGAAUUCCCCCCAUCUGCCAGAGCUCUCAGCAACAAUGAAUGAAACGGUACCUGAUGCCACUGAGAAGUUCAUAGUCAUCCACUCAAAGGUUCACAGAGAUACUAUUUUGGCUAACUUUGAAGAACAGAGGAGAAAGGAUUUUCUGUGUGAUAUCACUUUAAUUGUAGAAAAUGUCCAGUUCAGAGCACACAAAGCUUUGCUUGCUGCCAGCAGUGAGUAUUUCUCAAUGAUGUUUGGUGAUGAGGCGGAGAUUGGCCAGUCAAUCUAUAUGCUGGAAGGAAUGGUGUCCGAUGCUUUUGGAGCACUCUUGGAAUUUAUCUACACAGGCUCUCUUCAAGCUAGUGAAAAAAGUACAGAGCAAAUCUUAGCCACUGCUCAUCUUCUCAAAGUGAAUGAUUUGGUGAGGGCUUACACCGAUCAGCAGAAAAACUGUAGUUUGAAUAACACGUUAUCCUCCAUUCCUAGUGGUGAGAGUAUGGUACCUUUUUUGGCAAACAACAAAAAGGUUGAAGAGCCACCAAAGCAAAAACGGGGAAGACCAAGAAAAGGGAAGAGUGCCCAGGAGGAAAAGCUGGGGGCAUCUUCUACUGAAGAUGUGCAAUUAAGAGAGAAUAAUUCAGUUCAGAAUAAGCAACAUUUUAUGAAGAAGGAUACUGUGGUGGAAGGUGGAGAGUCCAAUGAACUGAUUCCUUUAAGUGGAGAAGUGAGAGAAGCUGAGCGUGCUUGUAGUUCAGAUGCUGUGGUGAGUGUCUCCACUGAAAAAGAUGAGAACUAUGAUCCGCAAUGCCAGAAUACACAGCCCAGCCAGAGUCGUUGUAGCACACGUAGAAUAAGGCGGUCUAUCAAACUAAGAGAUUACAAACUUAUUGGUGAUGGAAAGGACACUGGACUGAAAAAGAGAUCUGAUGGGAAAAGUAAACAUACUGGAUCAAAAGUUGAAUGCAAAGACUGUGGAAAACUAUUUAAAUAUAACCAUUUUUUAGCUAUUCAUAGAAGAAGUCAUACAGGGGAGCGCCCGUUCAAGUGUAGUGAAUGUGGUAAAGGCUUUUCCCAGAAACACUCUCUCCAUGUCCAUGAGCGGAUGCAUACUGGAGAACGGCCAUACACCUGUACUGUUUGCAAUAAGGCUUUAACAACAAAACACUCACUCCUGGAACACAUGAGCCUGCAUACAGGUCAGAAGGAUUUUACCUGUGAUCAGUGUGGAAAAUAUUUCAGCCAGAAAAGGCAACUUAAGAGUCAUUACAGAGUUCAUACAGGCCAUUCAUUGCCAGAAUGUAACCUGUGUAAUCGCAAAUUCAUGGAUGCAGCUCAGUUGAAGAAGCAUUUAAGAACACAUACAGGUGAAAAGCCAUUUACUUGUGAAAUCUGUGGCAAAUCCUUCACAGCAAAAAGCUCUCUUGAGACUCAUAUCAGAAUCCACAGAGGAGAAAAGCCAUAUUCAUGCACCAUUUGUGGAAAAUCCUUUUCUGAUUCCAGUGCUAAGAGGAGACACUGUAUCUUGCACACAGGUAAAAAGCCUUUCUCUUGCUCUGAGUGCAGUGUGCAGUUUGCACGCUUGGACAAUCUGAAAUCUCAUUUAAAGAUUCACAUCAAAGAAAAACAGCUACAGGAAGCAAGUGCUGCUCAUACUACUACCACUACCACCUCUUCUACAGAGGAAAUAAGGAACAUUGUUCAGCUGCAGCAAUAUCAACUCUCCACCUCUGGAGCACAAGAGAUCCAGUUACUGGUUACUGAUUCAGUGCACAAUAUAAAUUUUGUGCCCAGCCAUAAUCAAGGUAUCAGUGUUGUUACUACUGAUGGUUCCCAAAAUGUGAUGGCAGACCAUGCAGGCAAUCUUACUCUUCUUGCUCAGCCACCACAGCAGCUGCAGAACUUGCUGCUUUCAGCCCACCCAGAACCAUCAGACCAAAUUGAGAACAUCAAUAUUGUGAGCAGCCAAAUGGAACCUGCCCAGACUGAGCAAAUGCAUGUCAUCACGCUCUCAAAAGAAGCCUUGGAACACCUCCACGCCAAUCAGAAUCAAGCUGAAGUGCUUCAGAUAGCUACUGGGACAUCACAUCCAACACAGCACCUGCAAGUGACACAAGAAGCUAACCAUCAGUAUCGUAUUGACCAAGACACAGUCCUACCUCCUCAUAUUCACAAAGGACAGAGACACACUGUACAUGUAUCUGAAUCAGCUCAACAGUCUCUUACUGUAGAACAGACUUCUGGUGAUCUUCAUAUUGAGAGACAGACUUUUUAAAGUACAUGUGCUUCUUAGAAAUGUAUUUAUGAUAUGCUGCUUAAAAAUGUAUUUAUCAAGAGGGAACGAAGGUCUUUCAUGCAAACUGUAUCGGGUUUCUUCUGUUACCUGUGUUUGCAUUUUUUGGUAAAACUGACAUGGCGUCAUGUAGCUAAAUAUUCUGGAGGUUUUUUUUAUUCAGACAUAACAAUUGUGAGCACAGUUUAGCAGUUCACAGACUAGCAUCGUAAACAUUUCUUUCUAUCCUUCCUUCCCUAUUUAUCUUGUGUGCCAGGGUUUCUUAAAAUAUGGCUUCCCAUUAUGUUGAAGCAUGGAAACUGAUCUAAGCACUCACAACACUUCUAGCUUGCAAACCAGAAUUUUAAGUGGGAGAGAAAAUGUGAAGACACACAGUUCAUUUCCAAUACAAUGAGCUAGGCUUUAGUGGACCAAGGUUAUUAUGUCUAAAAUGGGGCACUGCCUGGAGGAGAGUGUACAUUAUACUUGAAGUAAUGUAGCACUGCUGGUCAUCCAUACACAGAUAUUUCAUUUUUGAUGCAUACUUGGUCUGUUUUUUUACCCCUUUCGCCUAACUGUUCAGUUGCCAUUUUUUGAAGCUGAAAGUAGAUCUGAUUCCAUUGAAGACAGAAAAAAAAUUCGAAGGAACUAUGACCCGAUAGGGCACCCUCGUCAUGUGCUAGGGGUUGGCUGAGGGCACACCGCCCACAUGUGCCUCAACCCUAGCACGUGACAAGGGCAUCAAAACGGCAGCACCCUGUACAGAUGGGCGCCAACAUUUUGACGCGAUGGAUGCUUAGCGCCUGCACGUCGCGGCACCAUAAUGAUGCCGCGAGUGUGCCAUUGGUGCACUGCGGCGUCUUUAUGGUGCCGCAAAAAGAACCCACUCUGUGGGUUCUUUUUUGCUGUGCGAGGAAGCCGCAUGGUUUGUCCGCUGCAGCUUCCUUGCGCAGCAAAACAUGGCGCGGGCAGACCGCCCUUUUUUGGACGGUCUGUACCCCGCCUAUCUUUCUCUCCCAGUGGAACAUGUUGGAAGUGAAACAUGUUACCUCAACAGUCUUAUAUUAAGCAUGUAUAAUGAUUGGAUGUGAUGCUGAGAUGUUUACAAAGGAAGGUAUAGGGAUUUGCACAUAAGGGGAGAGGAACAUGGAAUCUCCAGCCUGCUCUUAAUAUCUCACCUGCAGUUUGGGCUACUAUUAAGCUAUAUGUCUGCACUUGCCUCACAUGACUGCUCACUGGAAACCAAAAGUGUUAUCACCUGCAUCAUUUGGAUCUCCUGGCUAUUUUUGUCCUAUAUGUUCCUUUCUAUUAUUAUUAUUAUUAUUCACAUUUAUUUAUAGAGCGUUGUAAAGUUUGCACAGCUCUUUACAUAGCAGGGGUCAAAAAAGAAAAAAUAAAAACCUGCCAAGCGGUGUACAAUCUAAAACAACAUUACAUGAUUAAAAUAUCUCUAAAAUAAUACUAACUAAUAUUCAAUGAAGACAAAGUAAGCAGCAGAUUAAUUUGGAAUGCUUCUCUGAACAAAAGUGUCUUACCCAGAGACCCUGGGGUGCUGAAUAUUUGGAGUUACUAUACAAGCAUAUUUUCCCAUUCAUUUCAGUGGAAGAUAUGUAUUCAACACAUCUCUUUGCACAUUUUUUUACUUGUGGUGAAGUAAAUGGAUAGGAAUCUGUGCAUGUACAUGCAUUGGAACACCUAAAGCAACUCAAGAUUUGUGCAAUCUCACUCCUUAUGUGCACACCAAAUUAAUGCACUUAAUGCAAAUGUGGUUGUAAGAAUAAAACUAAUAACAACCUUUGGUUCAUUUAUUGACUCUGCCAUGGGUGCAGUUACAGCCAAAUCAUAUAAACUUCUUGUGCCUUAGCUUUUACAGGUUGUUGUGUGCCUUCAAGUCAUUUCCAACUUAUGGCAACCCUAAGGUGAACCUAUCAUGGAUUUUUUUGGCAAGAUUUGUUCAAAAAUGGUUUGCCAUUGCCUUCCCAUGAGGCUGAGAGCAUGUGACUUGCCCAAGGUCACCCAAUAGGUUGCAUGGCUGAGCAGAAAAUCGAACCUUGCUCUCCAGAGUUGUAGUCCAACACUCAAACCACUAUGCCAUGCUGUACCUACAACUUGUGAAUAAACAUUCAUCACAUGUGCAAAUCAACUUAAUCCUUGAAUGCUUAGGUGCUAGAAAUACAUGCAAAAUGUUUCAACCACAAGAUAACUGCUAUUAUAGUUUGCAAUAUGCUACUAUUUUUAUUAUAUGUUAUAGCUGAGUUGCUGAUAAAACAACCUUUUAAAUAAAGAUUUAAGAGGGCAAGGAUCUCAAGUGGUUUUGUAAAAGCCAUUUACUUGAUAAUGAUAAAAAUACUCUGAAAAGUAAAUGUUCUGGGGGGGGGGGGGGGCUACUGAAAAGUAGUUAUGGAACAAAAAUCUAGACAGAAGAACAAAGCCUUGAAAUUUAGCUCCUAGAAAUGUCUAAUUCUGCUGUGACUAAUGGAGUUGCAAAUAUCAAAUUACCACAUAAGGAGAAAAUACUUAAUUUCCUCUGCUAUGGGUUAAAAAUGUAAUGCUUCUGUGUAUCUGUUCUGAUAAGAUGGAGUUUUUUAAAAAAAAAUAAAAAUAGCGAAUGAGCUUAUCAUUCUAGGUUUUUCCCCAUGCCAUUUAAAUGAAUGCUUCAAAUUUUACUAAUUACUCAGAAACUCAGUAGUAGAGAUCCUGUGUACUGUCAGUGAGCCAGCCUUCCAUAUCAGUUCUCUUUAUUCCUAUGUUCUUUACAUACAGUUAAAAUAAUAUUUCAGAAAACAAUUUGCCCAUCCAAAUAUAGAAAUACAUUUCAUCUCACUUGUUUCCCCAUGUUUCUAAUGCUUGAAAAAGGAUGGGUUAGGUCCGUCUUAAGGCUGUGCUUCAAAAGCUGUCUAAUGUGGGGAAGUGCAGAUUUUUCUAGUGUGCCAGGGUAUUCUGGUGCACUUUGACUACAAUUGUUUCCAUCUUUCUGGAAACCAACAGCUUAUGGCUCAUGGAUCACUGCUGAUUUAAACCAUCUAUUGAUAGAAGGGUUUCUGAAUCUAUGGAGAUUUGAGGGUUCUUCAGGACACUGGUGAAGAAGUGGUUCAAGUUGAUUUUUUUUCCUUUUCCGCCAGCAGGAGAAUUUUGAGCCAGUAAAAGGAAAGUUGGAAUGGUUAAUGGUCUCAACCAGUGGUGGGAAAUAUGUGGCCCUUUAAAAGUUGUUGGUUAUGCUGUCUGGUAAAGGAUGCGGUGGCUCAAGUGUUAAGACAUUGGCUAUUGAUUGCAAGAUUGGCAGGUUGGCAGUUUGGGGCCCGGGUGCCAUAUGGUGGGGUAAGCUCCCAUCACUAGUCCCAACUUCUACCUAUCUAGCAGUUUGAAAGUAUACAAAUGCAAGAAGAUAAAGAGGUAGCACUCUGGUGGUAAGGUAAACAGCGUUCUGAGCAAUCAUUCUGGCCACAGCAUCACAGAGUAGUCUCUGACAACGCUGGCUCUUUGGCUUAUUAACAGAGAUGAGCACUACCCCCUAUGGUUGGACACGACUUGACAACCUUAUCAAAGGGGAAUACCUUUACCUUUACUAUGCUGUCUGAUGCUAGUUGGGAGCACAUGUGUCUCAAUUGUUGUGUCCCAGUUGUCAUGGGCAAUAAAUCCCAAAGUGGGUGGUACACAUCCCAAGAGGCUGUGGAACUAUCCAGGGGGGCAGUGAGGAGAAUAUUAGUAAAACGCAUAGAGAUGCUAGUAUAUUAAAAACCAUGUAAAUAUCAAAUCAUAACAUGACAAUACUAGUGUGUGUCAUAAUUCUAUUUAAAGCCUGUCCCAAACAUAAUGGAGAUUAGAUUCUUUUUCCAUGCAUUAGUUGCAUAUUGCUGCUUGAACAUCCAUGAUUCUAGGGGUCACUGUAGCUGCAUUUCCAUUUUUUUUCUAUGUAGUUAUUCAGAGAAAAACUGUAAAUAUAACAGUUUUCAACCUACUCUCUUUCUCAAGUGUGUGUGUGUGUUAAUUGCCAUAAAGCUGGCAUGACUUAUGGCAACACUAUGAAUAAGAUGUCUCCAAGAUACCCUGUCCUCAGUAGCCCUGCUCAGCAGUUGCAGACUCAGUGCGAAGGUUUCCUUCAUUAAGUCCAUCCAUCUGCAUUUGGUCUUCUUCUUUGCCUGCUGCUUUCCACCUUCCUAAGCAUUAUUGUCUCUUCUAGUGAAUCAUGCCUUCUCAUGACCAACAGCUUCAAUUUAGUUCCUAGAGGAAGCCAAAACAGCAGGCUUGAUUUGGUCUAGAACCCAUUUCAUUGACUUGUUAGCAGUUCAUGGUAUUUGCAAAACUCUUCUCCAGCACCACAUCUCAAAUGAGUUGAUUUUCUUCCUAUCAGCUUUCUUCACUGUGCAGCAGCUCUCACAUCCAUACAUAGUGGUGAGGCAUACGAUUGCACAGGCAAUUCUAAAUGUAAUAUUCAAUGGAAUAUCUUUGCACUUUAGAAUCUUGUCUAAUUCUUUCACAGUGGCCCUUUCAAGUCCUAAUCAUCUGAUUUCUUGGCUGUAAUCUCCAUUCUGACUAAUGAUUCCUCCAAGGUAUGGAAAUUCUUUAACUAUUGCAGUUUCCUAAU